AUUGACCACUUUCGAGGAACGGCAUUUCACUGAUUAUUGAGUCCAAAACCGGUCGCCGUGGAUUUCGAGGCGAAGAGAAUCAAUUACCGACCACCUUGCUCGCCAGUUUCCUCCGUCGGGAGCAUCAUCGAAGACGACAAUGUCGGUCGCCCUCCGUCCCUGUCUGCGGCCAAAUUCGCUCCCCAGUUUACCUUCGGCUGCCUCUUCUACUACCUAUGUCUGUCAAGCGUGUCGCCAUGCGCGACUCAUAAAGCGGCCGAAACGACCUUAUACCUUUACUCAACUAGUCACGCUGUCAGACGGCAGUGCGUUCACCAUGCGGACUACUUCUCCGAUUCCAGUGUACAGAUCGACUCGAGACACGAGAAAUUCUCCCCUGUGGAAUCCCACGUCGAGGGAGCUUCUGAACGUCGAGGACGACGAGUCAGGGCGGUUGGCAAGCUUCCGAGCCCGGUUCGGCACCAGCUUCGACAGUUCAAAAGCCGCAAAGAAGACUGAGCAGAGCACCGCGACCGUUACCACCACCACCGCCCCCCCUCCUCCCUCGUCGGAAAGAAGUGCAGCCCCUGCGAAAGAACCGACAUUUGAGGAGGAGCAGAACGUGUUUGCCGAGGACGACAUGAACCUGUUGGACUUUGUCAGCUCAUUUGGUCAGGAAAGCGGCCAACCAAAUGGGCAGACACAGCCGAAAAAGGGUGGGAAGAAGUAGGACGAACUAGACAAGAAUCUUGAGCGUUUCUGCAUCGCAGCGGACGGCAUUUUAUAUACCAGAACGGCCAUCAAAGACAGACUGGUCAAUGUACAAUAUUUUUGUGUCGAAUGGACCCUAAAGUUAGACGGGUCUCCGUAUCAAGCUACAUUUUUGGCUGCCGAGGACACAUUGCGCCAUGGGCGUUGGCCCGGGAGCUUUACAAUUUUCGCGUGGCCUUUUGGUGCAUGGCCGGGGCCAACCAUGGUUUUGAGCCGUCCAUACAGAUAUGAAGCUCAAUCCGACGCAGCGGUGGUGGGUACUGGUGCCCUACGCCCAGCUUAACCGUGCUUUACCUACUUGUACACGAGGAAUAUGCUGGGACGUGCACACU
Messenger RNA from Cladophialophora immunda, 1082 nucleotides. RefSeq lists its product as uncharacterized. The record is from RefSeq and is a predicted model, not a curated record. Lineage: Eukaryota; Fungi; Ascomycota; Eurotiomycetes; Chaetothyriales; Herpotrichiellaceae. The coding region runs from base 140 to 709 and encodes 189 amino acids. Gene Ontology annotation, cellular component: mitochondrial large ribosomal subunit. Gene Ontology annotation, biological process: mitochondrial translation. The transcript has a single exon. Gene Ontology annotation, molecular function: structural constituent of ribosome.